AUGGUUAUACAUUAUUUAUGCAAUGGAGGAGUUUUCAAGAAUGCAACUGCAACAUUGGUUGAAGGAAAUAGUAAGCUUUGUGGGGGCAUACCUGAGUUUCAACUGCCAGAAUGCAAACUUCAACAUCAAGCAAAGGGAGGAUUGAGCCGAACCUCCAAGUUGAUAAUCUCUCUAGUCAGCGGGCUUCUUGGAAUAAGUUUUGAACUAUUGCUUUUGUACCUAUGCUGCUUACGGGCGAAGGGAACUAAGAAGCAAACUUCAAGUACUAAUUCAGAUAAUUUUCUUAAGGUUUCUUACCAAAUUCUUCUAAAAGCUACCGAUGGAUUCUCUUCUGCAAACUUGAUUGGCAUGGGGAGUUUUGGGUCCGUGUAUAAAGGAGUACUUGAUGAAGGUGAAAUGACAAUUGCUAUCAAGGUAUUCAACCUCGUUAAUCCAGAGGCAUACAAAAGUUUCACUGCUGAAUGUGAGGCUUUGAGAAAUAUUAGACACCGUAAUCUUUUAAAGGUUCUAUUGGCAUGUUCAGGUGUUGAUUACCGUGGCUUUGAUUUCAAGGCCAUAAUCUAUGAAUUUAUGGUUAAUGGGAGCUUAGAGGAAUGGUUGCACCCAGCUCAGUUAAUUGGUGAGACAAAUGAGAGACCCAAGAGCUUAACCUUUUCGCAGAGGUUGAACAUUGCUAUUGAUGUUGCUAUGGCUUUGGAUUAUCUUCAUAACCAUUGUGAAUCACCAAUAGUUCACUGUGACCUAAAACCGAGCAAUGUUCUUCUCAAUGAUGACAUGAUUGGGAAUGUAGGUGACUUUGGUUUGGUAAGAUUCCUUCCCGGAACUUCAGAAAAAGGUUCUGGUAAACAAUCUAUUUCCACCGGUCUUAAAGGAACUAUUGGCUAUACUCCUCCAGAGUAUGGUACGGGACAUGAAGUGUGGACACAAGGAGAUGUGUACAGUUUCGGCAUCCUACUGUUAGAAAUAUUUACAGGAAAAAGACCGACUGAUAACAUGUUUCAAGGAGCUUCAAACCUUCAUAACUUUGUGAAGGCAGCUUUGCCUGAUCAGGUGGUAGAGAUUGUGGAUCUUGUUCUAGUGGAAGAAAGUAUUGAUGGGGACAAGAGCGCAAGAAAUAGCGGCAGUAAGGAUAACAACUUUAAAGAAAGCUUGAUUUCAAUCUUGGAAGUUGGUGUCGCUUGCUCUGCGGAACUGCCUAGGGAGCGAAAGAACAUUAGUCAUGCUGUGGCUGAAAUGUGUCUGAUUAGAAGCAAACUUCGAGCAAGUUGAGAUAUAUGAAUUCGAGUAGAAGUACACUGUUGAUAUGCUACAUAUAGCAUGUAAUGUUAUUUCUUUAUAUCCAGAAUUUACAGGUCUAUUGAAGUUAAACUACAGUUCAAUCCUAA
Molecule: messenger RNA, 1385 nt
Organism: Malus domestica (apple)
Lineage: Eukaryota; Viridiplantae; Streptophyta; Magnoliopsida; Rosales; Rosaceae
Product: probable LRR receptor-like serine/threonine-protein kinase At3g47570
Biological process (GO): protein phosphorylation
Molecular function (GO): ATP binding; protein binding; protein kinase activity
Source: RefSeq, a predicted model, not a curated record